Molecule: messenger RNA, 3907 nt
Organism: Frieseomelitta varia
Lineage: Eukaryota; Metazoa; Arthropoda; Insecta; Hymenoptera; Apidae
Gene: Got1
Product: aspartate aminotransferase, cytoplasmic
Exons: 7
Coding region: 295-1539 (414 amino acids)
Biological process (GO): L-aspartate biosynthetic process
Cellular component (GO): cytosol
Molecular function (GO): pyridoxal phosphate binding; L-aspartate:2-oxoglutarate transaminase activity
Source: RefSeq, a predicted model, not a curated record
AAUUUACUUAUACGUUUCAACGUCUAUCUUGCUUCUAAAAAGUGAAACUUGUACAUAGAAUAGACAAUUGACGUUACGAACACCACGUUAUCAAAUAUUACAUUUGUUAAAUACUACUAAUUUAAAUUCAUUAGCGCUAGAAGUUCACGUAGUUACAUGUUACAUUACAUUAUUUUCCCUGGGACUUACGAUGGGUUACUGCUAUCUAUAAUAUCUAAGAUUAAAAAUCGCAAACAUUCGUCAUACAGUGAUUGUAAAAGAUAGUUGAUCAUACGAUAUUUAAACGUUCCAAAGAUGAAUACGAGAUUCAGCGGGCUAAAACUAGGACUUCCAAUAGAAGUUUUUGCACUUAAUAAAGCAUUUACGGAAGAUACUUACGAAAAAAAAGUGAAUCUAUCCAUAGGAGCUUAUCGUACAACUGAAGGAAAACCUUGGGUAUUACCAGUUGUUCGAAAAGUAGAAAAAUCAUUAGCUGCAGAUGAAUUGCAAAACCAUGAAUAUCUUCCUGUCUUGGGAUUAGAUGCUUUUAGUCAAGCAGCAACAAAAAUGCUGUUGGGUGCUGAUUCUCCUAUUAUUGCACAAGGCCGAGCUUUUGGUAUUCAAACAUUAUCUGGUACUGGAGCAUUACGUAUUAUAGCUGAAUUUUUAAGUCGUAUUCUACACUAUGACACCUUUUAUUACAGUAAACCUACUUGGGAGAAUCAUAAACUUGUGUUCCUAAAUGGAGGAUUCAAAAAAGCAUGUGAAUAUGUAUAUUGGAAUCCAGAAACCCGUAGCAUUGAUAUAGAAGGAAUGAUUAAAGAUCUUAGAGAUGCUCCAGAAAAUGCUGUAAUUAUUCUUCAUGCGUGUGCACAUAAUCCUACUGGCUGUGAUCCAACUCCUGAACAAUGGGCUAAAAUAGGAGAUGUAAUUGAAGAGAGAAAACUUUUCACUGUUUUUGAUAGUGCUUAUCAGGGUUUUGCAACUGGUGAUUUAGACAGAGAUGCAUAUGCUGUAAGAUUGUUUGCUGAACGUGGAAUAGAAUUUAUGUGUGCGCAAAGUUUUGCUAAAAACUUUGGCUUAUAUAAUGAAAGGGUUGGAAAUAUGGUAGUUGUUAUGUCUAAUACAAAAGAAUUGGCUCAAGUUAAGUCUCAGUUAACCUUGAUUGUUCGUGGAAUGUAUAGCAAUCCACCUAAUCAUGGAGCAAGAAUAGUUGCAACCGUGUUGCAGAACCCAGAUCUCUACAAACAAUGGAAAGAUCAUAUUGUCACCAUGUCCAGUAGAAUAAAGGAAAUGCGAACGAGUUUAUAUCAAAAGUUAAUUCAAAAAGGAACUCCUGGUAAUUGGGAACAUAUUACUCAACAAAUAGGAAUGUUCUCUUACACAGGCCUAACCGAGAGACAAGUUGAGUGUUUAAUUAAUAAUUAUCACAUCUAUAUGUUACGAAGCGGUAGAAUAAAUAUGUGUGGACUUAAUGAAUCUAACUUAGAUUAUGUGGCAAAUGCGAUUUAUGAAACUAUUCUACUGUAUCCACAUAAUAAGGAAAAUUGUACAUGUUAAAAUGGAUGUCCGGAUCAGACGUUACUUCAUAAGUAUAAAUUAUUGUUAUUGAGAAAAUUGUUGAAAUAUGGCAAUAUUUUAUAUGGAUUGAAGUUAUAUCAAAAUCACAGGAAUUAUCUAUAUCGGUAUUUUUCGUUAUGUUUUUAUUACAAUUCUGCUCCUUGAUUUAAUUUAUUAUAAUGUUUAUUUAAUGAGGUACAUUACCUGCAUUAAUUCUCUAUUCUAAAAGAUUAGAAAUUAAUGUAAUUCUAUUUCAUACAAAAAUCGAUACAUUUUUUUGGAAAUCGCCUUAUCUACGAAAGUACAAAAUACCAACAAAGUAUUAUGAAUUGCCAAAUUUUAAUACAUUAAAGUUUAUGUGUAAGUGUAAUCGCUUAUUAUUAAAAUGAUUUUCAUUGGGUUCAUAGAGAAAUAAAAAACAUUUACAAUAGAAAUUCAUUUUGAUAUAAUAAUUUUUUAAUGUUUUUAUCAAUUUUAAUGUAAUUAGAAAACUCAUUAAUAAGCUCUGUUUUAAAAAUAAUAUUAUUCCUUGACUGAUGUGAAUAAGUAUUUUCUAAAACUCUUGUUGAAGAGAUGGUUACAAAUUAUAUAUAUUUCAUAGGAGACUAAUUUUUGAAUUUCAUAUGUAUAACAAUAAUCUUGUAAAUAAUUUCAGAACUAUAAUAUAUAUAUGUAUAUCACAUCAGUGAUAUUGUUAGAGAAUGAGACCAAUUUUUUAAAACUACUUUACAUUCGAAAUAAUCAUUCUCAUUAUAGAUAAAAAUAGAAAUAUUUUUUACAUAUUUCCAAGAAGAAUAUUUUUUAAAUACAAUUUUUCUACCAACGAAUAUGCUUUAUAAAAUAUUAUCUUUAUACAGUAUCUUAUAUUUAAUUAUAUAGCCAUAUCUUUAACAAUAAAUUAAUAUGUAUAAAUACGAUUUAUUAACGGAAAUACCGAUGAAUGAUGAAAAUUUACUAAAAAUACUAAUCUAUUAUUUUAAUAAUAAGCGAUUUGUUUACAGAAAUUUAAAUCUGAAAUUAUUAAAAUUCAAUGCAAACUAUUAAUUAUAGUUAGUUCCUGUUUACUAUCUUGUUCUAAGUAAAAUAAUUAUUAUGGUUUUCUAUGGUACAUAAAAAGAAAUUCAAACACUAUAUUUUUUCAGAUUUGAAAUCAGUUAUACAAUUAAUAUGUAUAACAGGUGAAUGAAAAAGAAAGGAAUGUUCUAAAAAAAGUACAUAACUUUGUUCAAUAUUUGUAGAUGCCAUAAUCUCAUGUACUAUGUAAAAACUAUAUCUUUUGUGUCUUAAAUGCUUCCAGUAGUUUGCAAUUUACAUAAAAUGCAAAAUGAAGGUUUCAAUUAAAAUCGAUAAAACAUACGAUUAAUUUAUCGUAAUAAUAUUUUAUAUUUCAUUUCCAAAAAUAUUGGGUAAAAAUUCGAUCAGAUAUUUUAAUUUUAUGCUUUAUAAUAGCAUUCUUAUGUUAGUGCAUGUUAUUAAUUUUUUAAACAUUCUAGAUAUUACUAAUAUUUUAAUUAUUUAUAAAUUACAUAAAAGGAAAUAUAUUUAAUAUUUACAUAAAAAUCUAUACACACGCACACGCGUAUGCACAUGCGUGCGUGCACACGCAUACAUACAAACAUACAUACAUACGUAAAAAUAUACACAUAUAUUUUUAGUAACGUUAUGUAAUUUAAGCUUAGAACACUCCUCGUUCAAACAUCUGGACCAAUUCAGAACGUUUAAAUUUUUGUAAAAAUUAUCAUGGUGUAUGCUAGAACGAAUGUAAUUGGUUCUAAAAUUAUAUUCCACAUUUGUUCCUUCUAGUAUACGUUGAGACAUAUAUAAAUAAUAUUUUUCUGCAUUCGUUGUAGCGUUGCAAUUAUAUUAACGAAAACUGUUCAUUGUAGUAUACUUAACUGUAUUUCAAAUUUUAAACGACCUUGUACAUACUGCCAAAAAUGAUAGCUUGAAUGAUGCAGUGAGAAAAGUUAAUUUUCUAUGUAUUUAUAUAUGAAAUAAAUGUAAUACAGAAUGCAAUUCAUAUUUUAUAAAACAAUAUAUAAUUUUGUUGAAGUUAUAAAUAUUGUCGAAACAGUAGUAUACUAGUUUUAAUGAAUAUUUACACCAAUUUUAAAUUUUAAAUAUAAUAGAAAUUGGAGAACUUGAAGAUGUUGUAGCAAAAUAUUUUUAACAGAGGAUGUUGAAUUGUUAAAUACAUUUGUUUACAUAUCACUGAGAUGUAUAGACAGGGAAUAAUACCUAACAAACAAAUAGCAAUGAAAUGAAAUGUAGUAUAUAAAUAACAUUACAAAUAGUAACUAUGUAUUUCAUGUAACGUAAAUUCUUAAAUGUAAUUGUUAUUUACAUAAAAUGCAGUGAACUACACUGU